GCAAGUACCAAAUGUUAGAAAGGUUGUAACGUUAUGAUGACGCACGUGUAAUGCGCUCAGCUGGAUAGAGAGCUGAAGUUGUCGGUGUGAACGCCUCAACUGAGCUCAUCUGCAGCCUGGAUUACACUCUGAAGAAAGUAAAUCUGUGUAUCUCCUUUCAAAAUGAGCCGGGACACUGCCAUCCACAGCUGGCCUGGCUCCUAUUACAUCAACAGUGAGAAGCGGUGGGAGAGUGGAACCCUGUCCAUCACCAGAAGCACAGUGCGCUUCGUCUCCAGCCAGAGCAAGGAGAGUCUUGCCAGCUUCCGUCUCUCCCGAAUCAUGGAGAUCAAGAUGGAGUCGUCUAGUUUCAUCUUCAGCACUCUCACAGUGCUUGAGGAGGGGAAUGUGAAGCAUUGGUUUGGUUCCCUAAAGCCCAACAGGGUGGUGGUUUAUAAUGUGUUGGAGCAUUUCUGGAGAGAACGCCUUCUUUCUCCCAGUUCAGAGGCCCGGGGAGCUGAGUCUCAGCCCUCUAAAGGGCGAGAGCUGAUCAACCUGGUGGCAGGAGCCCAGAGAAGACUAGAGGACACUGGCAGAGUCCUCAGCCACCAGGGAGAGCAGUUUGACAACAUGAUGCAGGGUCUGGAGAAGAUUGACUCCGACUUGGGCGUGGCUGACAAACUUCUGUCAGAGCUGGAGUCUCCCUCCUGGUGGCCUUUUGGCAAACUCCCCUGGAAGGCUCAGCAGGAAGCCAAGGCUGAGGACGCUGCAAGAGCUGCAGCUGCUGCUGCUGCUGCUGCUGCUUCAGCAGGCAGGGGGUCUAGUAGAAAUAAGGUGAUCAGUAGCAUCCCAGCAGUUGUGUCCAAAGGUGGAGACUCGGACUUGAAGCCUGGUUGUUUGUUGGUGCUGGUGUCCUCACUGGAAGUGCGAGACACAAACUGCCAACUCCUUCACCGAUUUGAACGAAAUGAAAUUGAUGAAAUCAGGGUGCACAGUCCCUAUGAGAUUACUGUUAGACAGCGUUUUAUUGGGAAGCCCGAUAUAUGUUACAGGUUCCUGUCUGCCAAGAUGCCAGAGGCACUGUCAGUGUUAGAGAUGCAGUACAAAAAGAAGGUGGAGUUCACAGGUGAAUACACAGCUUUCAAGGCUACUCCACUUUCAUCUCCAUGUGAUACAGAAGGGACAACCUGGAAUGAAGGUUUGCUGCAGAAGUGCCAAGAGACAGAGCUCCCACUGGAGGUCCCAGCAGGAGAGCUGUCCCAGUUGCAGGUGCAUCUCCUCCAGCCAUCUGUCAGUCAAGCUGAGGCCCAGGAGCUCAAACAGAUGCUGAUGCAGCUGAAGAACCUUGCCCUGGAGGCAGAAACGGAGCUGGAACGGCAGGACGAAGUUCUGGAUGUCCUGACAAGCUCGACGGAUCGAGCCACCAUGCACAUAGAGAAGCACACCUGCCGCAUGAAAAGACUGCUGUAGUCCUGACGGCUCAGGAGACACGUGAUCGCCAUGUUCCUUCUGACAAACGUACUGUAUGCCUCCUCAUUGUCCACACGGUAUUGGUACAGUUUGAGAACACUGAAAUUCAGCAGUAGAGACUUGCAUUUAGCCAGAAUAGUUUAUAGGAUUUUUACUACAUUUGUUGGUAUGAUCACAGUGAUGUCUAGGCAGCACUAAAGAUAUUGACAAAAAUGAAACUUGACCAUCCUUGGUCAAUUUAAGAGCAUACCUAAGAGGAAUUAAUAAACACGUGGACUCACACUUUUCUCUAAUAUAUUUCUUUGUGACAAAAAUAACAAUUUUGCUAGCUUAUGUCAUGUCAAAUCUAAAUUUCUCUUUCUUUUUCAUUAGUUUAUUUGAAACAGACUCAAUGUCUGAGUGAGAUGCAUCACCAUCUUUGUGAACAGUACAUUAAGUGUUCACUCUCUCAAUGCAUGUCUUGCAACUGCGGCUAGUAUUGCUACCAUUGCAUCCGGCUUAUAUGCAAUAGGCUACAUGGCACUUUGAAAACAGAUUUUUAGUAUUCUUACUUUUAGGAUUUAGAAUAAAGGAACAAUGAACUUGAUCACCACUUGGUUGAAAGUCUAUGGAAGCGUAGGUGAAAACUUACAAACAGGUAUCAGUAUACUGUAUUACCAUAAUAGGAACAUGACUAUCGUUAGGUAGGAAAAAAAAUCAUCUCUCCCUUGGUUCAGCAUCUAGUAGUGAGGCUUAUUGUUGGGCUCUCGCUAUUAAAUCCCUAUGAAAAUAUUAGCAGGGGCAGUCAAUGAGAGACCACACCCAUGUCAGAGUUCUAGUAACUCAUACUGAUUGCUGGUGUCACCUGAGUGGUAGCUGAGGGACUCGCAUGAAACCGCAGUGCAUGUCAUUCACCCCCAGUGAAACCAGCAGGUGAAAAAUAAGCUGAUAAUGUUUGUAUCAGAGGAGACACACAGCAGUUUAAACCGUUCACAAAUACAGUGAACAGCAAAAUGGACAUUUAGAAGAAAAACACCUGGUGCACUUACUAACUGCAUGUUGUUUCUGUAGGUGUUAUUUACAAGACGGGUGUAAGAAUGGUGGAUAAACCUGAUUUGAGCAUACAAACGAAAGCUUUCCGAUAGAAGUAAAAGUAAUAAACUGACAGAUGAAGUUAGUCCAUAUCUGUGUCUCUGAUAAUGAACUGCCAUUCCUCCUUUUUAUAACCAUUUCUGUCCUGUUAAAAAUGUCUUUCUCAGGUUCUAGGUGUCACUUCUCCUCUCUGGACACAGUUUACCUGUACGCUAAACGUUGCAUGUCUCAAUAUUACUGCUUUGUAUUGCAGCAAGUGCAAAUAUCCCAUCAUCAUCACUGUAUAGCAGAAGACUGUAAAUGUGCAAUUAAGUUAUGGAACUUGUAAAAACAGAGUACAGAACACUCCCUCUCUCUUUUUUCUUUUUAGAAUAUUAUCGCUAAAAUACUUUAUGUUAAGAUCCACAUCUCCUGUAUAUGCCUGAUGCUAUUCUAGAUAUGUAUUAUCUGUAAAUGACUGACAAAUGUAUUGUAAUUCUGUGAUUUUAUUGUGCUCUGUUAUCACUGUGAAAUUGUAACUAGCCAUUAGGUGAACUUGAGAUAUCUGUACCAAGUUUAAAAAUGAUCUCAGUGCUUAUUUUUGUUGAUAAUUUAUCUUGACACUGGAUUAGCUUUAAAUAGAAGGGAAGUCUGCGUCAUUGUAAACAUCGAAUGAGUUCCUUUUUAUCAGCUUGGACGUUGUCACCAUUUGAAGUCUGUAAUAGCAUAUGAUUUGCAAUAAAAUUGAAAUAAGUUCAA
Amphiprion ocellaris (clown anemonefish) is the source of this 3258-nucleotide messenger RNA. RefSeq names its product synaptosome associated protein 47 (gene snap47). The record is from RefSeq and is a predicted model, not a curated record. Gene Ontology annotation, biological process: synaptic vesicle priming; exocytosis; synaptic vesicle fusion to presynaptic active zone membrane. Lineage: Eukaryota; Metazoa; Chordata; Actinopteri; Pomacentridae. Gene Ontology annotation, cellular component: plasma membrane; SNARE complex. The transcript has 5 exons. Gene Ontology annotation, molecular function: syntaxin binding; SNAP receptor activity. Bases 163 to 1449 code for a protein of 428 amino acids.